Messenger RNA from Gavia stellata (red-throated loon), 2390 nucleotides. RefSeq names its product microtubule interacting and trafficking domain containing 1 (gene MITD1). Bases 1 to 753 code for a protein of 250 amino acids. Gene Ontology annotation, cellular component: midbody. Gene Ontology annotation, biological process: midbody abscission. The record is from RefSeq and is a predicted model, not a curated record. NCBI's taxonomy places the organism in Eukaryota, Metazoa, Chordata, Aves, Gaviiformes, Gaviidae. The transcript is spliced from 7 exons.
AUGUCACGGGCGGGGGGUGAUGGCACCGCCGCGCUGGAGCGGGCCGGGGCGGAGACGGUGAAGCGGGCGGUGGAGCUGGACCUGGCUUCUCGGUUCCAGGAGUCGCUGGUGUGCUACCAGGAGGGCAUCGACCUCCUACUGCAGGUGGUGAAAGCCACGAAAGAUGAGGCAAAAAAGCACCGUUACCGGCAGAAAAUAUCCGAGUACAUGACCAGAGCUGAAGACAUUAAAAAACACAUUGAAAAGGAGAAACAAGAUGGCAAAUACCAUAAGCAAAUCAGGAUAGAGGAAAAUGCAACAGGUUUCAGCUACGAAAAGCUUUUCCAGGAGUACCUUACUGACAUUGUUUCUGAAGUUUGGGUGGACGACCCGUACAUUAGGCAUGUUCAUCAGUUGUAUAACUUCCUACGAUUCUGCGAGAUGCUAGUUAAGGGGCCAUGCAAAGUGAAAGCAAUCCACCUCCUCACUUCCUCUGAUGAAGGUAAUGGGAGGAGUCAGCAGAUAAGUGGCUUGGAAGAAAUACAAAAAUCAUUGAGGAACUAUGGAGUAACACUGAAUAUUGCAUUUUCAUCUUCAAUACAUGAUAGAGAAAUCAGAUUCAACAAUGGAUGGAUGAUUAAGAUUGGAAGAGGUCUUGAUUAUUUUAAGAAACCACAGAGUCGUUUCAGCAUUGGAUACUGUGACUUUGACUUGCGACCUUGUCACGAAACAACAGUGGAUGUCUUUCAUACUAAACAUACAAGGAAAAUGUGAUCAAAUAUGACUGCUUUUAAUGAGUGUUUUUAUAAGCAUAAAAAAUUAAGACUAGAAGAUGCCGCUUGAGUCUAGCUGUUCACCCUCACAAGCAACUCUUCUAAGUAUUUAGUCCAGCACAGCUUUUAUAAUCUAUAGGUUUAAGAAUAUUUGAGACUUUUCAGUCUGAGAAAACACAGCCGUACAAUUCCUCCAGUGUACUUCUCCCAUAAUCUUAAUUAAUGCAGUCCACGUCUAAAUUUGAUUUGAUUUCAUCACAGACCCUCAAUACUGUCUCUCAAAGGCCUCUUUACUGUAAUUUCUAUUUUUACUAUUAAUUUUGUCUUGAGCAAAUUUUGUUUUUUAUAUCUUUAAUUGAUGACAAACAUUUGAAGCUGGGCUGCCACAUGUCCUCUUUUAUAAGCAGCCAUAUUUAUUUCCUUUAAUUCCUGUAUUCUAGUCAUGACUACUGUUUUGCUGUGUUUUGGUCAAUCCCGUAACACCUGAUUUCACAGACUUUACUGGUAACCCCAAAUCUAACAUUCCUUUUUCCAAGCUCCUUGCAUACAAACAUUGUAAUGUUCAGUAUACAGACAUUUUAGGGUCGCCCUAACGUGUCUCUGCAUGAUGGAUUUUGGGCUGGAAAGGAUGCAAACAGCUGUAUUCUUUUCCCUGUCACUCCUAUAUGUUCUUUUAUUCCGUGAUGUAUGGUCAUAUACCUGAUUUCCAUCCUUUGCAUUAGGUGUGGAAAGGUUGUAUGAUCCUCAGUCUUUCCCUGACUUGCAAGUUUAAUGUCCUUCCAGCUAGUCCUGCCAGUCUCAACUGUAGUAAGCUAUUUCCCUGCUACUAAGACAGUCCCCUACAAAAAUAAUACUUGAUUUUUAAAUUCUUCAAGAAGUUGGAUAUUCUGAACCUUUCUUGUUAAUAAUGAUUCUAAGGAAUAUGCUAACUGGAAAAAAGGCAAAGUAUUUUCUUGUCUUUCCUUCAUCCUUUGGAAACCGGAAGGUAUCAUUUGAGGUGCUGCUUCUUUUUCUUCUUAUACAAGAGUUCUUGGUCAUUGUCAGCAAGAAUCUGGCGAAGUCGUAUAUUCUGACAUGAAGAACAGGCAGUGGCCUCUUCCGCAGGUCCCAUCAAAAUCUUUUCAGCCUCAGGACUGACAGGUGCCUUAUGCUUUCUGCAUCUUGUAAUACAAUAUGCUUCUAUAUUCUAGUAGCAUGUUCAUUGCUAGUACUUUUUCUCUCUCCUACGUUUCUUUUUCCUGAUGGCUGGUGUGUUCCAUUAUCUUUUUUUUUUUUUAAUUUGCUUUAUUCUUCUUUCACCUUCUGUCAUCUAAUGCUGCUAUUCUUUUACUCUUGCCUCUAAUGGAACAAAUCUAUUCCACAGCUAUCAAGAAGAAACAGAGCUGGUCUUUGCCUUUUUCUCUGCAUCACAAUUUGCCAGUGGUCUGCCUUCUUUAUCCUUUUGCAUAAUUAUGUCUCAGCUUUUCAGUGUUACAUCAGCAAAAAGAAUAACGUACGUGCCACAGAAGCUGUAGACUACCAGUCGGUUCCCCCGACAUUUCAUAGAAGCUCCCUGGCUUGCUGCUGUGAUACUAGGUUUCUGGACACUGUCAUCAGUUUUAUUCAGUUGUAUAUAAUAUAUGCCUAUUUUUAAUGGGA